AUGGAUGCACCGAUGCAUGAUGAUCUUUCUGUGGGAGACGUCUUCGCACCCCAGGCGGACAUGUCGCAACCUCGUAACGAUGGCCUUCUCGACAAUAACCCUGAUAGUCGCUUUCGCAUGAGUGGUGGCAGUCCGACCCGCAAGCAAGUUAUGGUCACUAAGGAUGUCAGUGAAGUUAGUCCCUUUCCGGCCAAUCUCAACGUCGAGGCCUUGUCCGGCAGACCAGACCGUCGCAGAAAGAAGAAGAAAUAUCAGACGAGUGAAGCUCCCCGGGCCAUCCCCACCGUUCGCGGAUUUACUCCACUUGCCUCUGGCGACGAAGACUCGGAUUUCUCGACCACAAGCGCUAAGGCUCGUCCUUCGUCACGAGCACGCGCUCAGGCAGAGAGCAAUGGAAACAGUCCCAUGGUCCAACCUGCCGGAUGUGGAGUGAGCGCUUUGAAGCUUCAACUCGAUUCGCUCAGCUUGUCCGGCAGCGGUAGCGCUCAGGCUGCGCGGAGUGACCUAUGCUUUGAAACUCCGAGCAAUGCAAGCGUUUGCUCGGACAGCGACCAGACAGAGGUCCUGACUAGUUACGAAGUACCCCUGGAACAUGAUUUCGUCAGCUCCGAUGCCGCAGCGGAAGAAACGUCGGCGAGUCUCCCCGGUGCGCAGGACUUCCGCAGUCAGCUGUGCCGCAAGAUGACAACCGCAGAUUUUGAGCCGUUGCUCUGCCUGGGCAAGGGUUCCUUCGGAACCGUGCUGCUUGUACGCCAUGCGCUCACGGGGAAGUUGUAUGCUCAGAAGCAGUUCCGUAAGGCAUCGCUCACCGUUCACAAGAAACUCGUGGAGCAGACCAAGACUGAGCGCGCGAUUUUGGAAAGUGUGAACCGUCAUCCAUUUGUGGUGAAACUCUUCUACGCGUUUCAGGACCACGAGAAGCUGUACCUCAUCCUAGAAUAUGCCCAGGGUGGUGAGCUGUUCCACCACUUGGCGAUGGAACGCAUGUUCGACGAAGAUGCCGCCGCAUUCUACAUGGCCGAAAUGGUACUCGCUCUCGAACAUCUGCACCAGAAUGUGGGUGUGAUCUAUCGCGACCUCAAACCAGAGAACUGUCUCCUGGACCGCGAUGGCCACCUGCUCCUGACCGACUUCGGCCUCAGCAAGAUCGCAGUCAACGAUGACGAUCGCUGCAACUCGUCCCUGGGCACGAUUGAGUACAUGGCUCCCGAAGUCGUUCAAGGCAAACCGUACGGCAAAGCCUGCGACUGGUGGUCUCUUGGCGCACUCGGCUACGAUCUACUCACCGGCUCCCCGCCCUUCAAGGCCAACAACAACGCCAAGCUGCAGGAGAAAAUUGUCAAGCAGAAGCUCACACUGCCCUACUUCCUUGGUCCGGACGCCAAAGACCUUCUCACCCGCUUGUUGCGCAAGGAACCUUCCAAGCGACUCGGCUACCACAUGCCAAAGGACCUGCAGACUAUCAAGAACCAUCGCUUCUUCCGGAAGAUUGACUGGAAGGCGCUCGAACGCCGCGAGGUUGCUCCCCCUAUCCUCCCUGUCGUCACGGACCCGGCUCUGGCGGAGAACUUCUCUGCUGACUUUACCGCCCUGCCGCUGAGUCCGGUCGUCACCAGCAACGGGUUUGACGACUAUUACUCUCUUCGCCGGCGCCCCAGCCAGCGUGCAAUGUCGACAGGUCCGGAUGGGAUGAGUUGUGACAAUGACCCGUUCGGCGGAUUCAGCUUUGUGGCUUCCAGCAGCUUACUUGACAACAAUGGAGUUGGCGUUAUGACCCAAGGUUACUAA
Messenger RNA from Aspergillus lentulus, 1788 nucleotides. Its product is annotated as AGC family serine/threonine-protein kinase. Gene Ontology annotation, molecular function: ATP binding; protein serine/threonine kinase activity. The record is from RefSeq and is a predicted model, not a curated record. Lineage: Eukaryota; Fungi; Ascomycota; Eurotiomycetes; Eurotiales; Aspergillaceae. Gene Ontology annotation, biological process: protein phosphorylation.